GUCAGUCGUUCGUCGACAUUCAAUCGAGAAAAGUGUAAAUUUCAAGUGAAAUAAAUGACAACGUAUCUUCAAAAACAACCAAUUUCCUAUAUUUUAUGUUCGGCUGUAAUGAAAUAAAAUAAAAUAAAAUGUUAAUAAACGAGCAAUGAAAUAAAAUUAAGCAAGGAAUAAAGAUGUAAUAAAUAUWUUACAAGACGUGAGUGAAGGAAUAGAAGUAAUGAAGGUGAAGUGCCACUCCUUUGUGUAAAACACGAAUGCGCCAGCAGUGGAGACAAAAGUACUAAGUGCAUAAGUGAAGAAAAGUCAGAUAAAAUAAAAAUAUAAGCAAAGACGGAAUGUGGAGUCAGAAAUAAAARUUCUUUGAAAAAGAUGCAGUGUGAUUGUACAGAACGAGAAGGGAAGUGAAUUGAAUGCAUCUGRGAAAUUAAUAGAUAAGAAAACAUGUAACUAGUACAUGUGAAAUUCAUGUGAAUGAAGAAACGAGUUUGUGUAUAAUUGAAUCGUAAUUGGUGAUUAAUUAAACUGCUUAWGAACGAAAGAAAUGUGCAUAUAUGAUGAAAGUGGAAUAUAACAUACACAAAUAGAAUGUAUUUUGUAUAAAGUAUUACAUGCAAAAUAAACUAAAAAUUUAGAGUCAAAAGUACGAGAAUUAGUCGUGGAGUAGUUGAUAUAAUGCACUCUAUAUAUUUUCGAGUCUUAAAGACUGAUCGCCACUAUGCAUACUAUUGAAAAGCUACGUGUGAGUCACGCAUUUUAGUAAGCAACAGCACAACACUAGAGCUAACAGAGAAGAAAAUUAAGGGUAGUAACAAACAUCAGCAAAUUUAGGUGUGCGCUACUAACAAAUUGCGUGUAAAGUAAACAUUUUUUUUAUUAAAAUUAUUAAAAGAAAGAAUAAAAUUCAAAAUAUUUUCUUUUAAUCAUACAAACAUAUUGUCAAAAUGACUAGUUUCACAAGUCUGAAAGGUUGGUUUGGUCGCAAGAAGGAACCUAUCUCAGAAAUCGGUAAUCCAACCAAUUUCCAACGGCAUUAUCAUGUGUCAAGAAAUGAAGAGACGGGGCAUCUUGAAGGUUUGCCUGCGUCCUGGACAAGACUCAUGAAUGCACAAAUUACCCGCGAUGAACAGGAUAAAAACCCUGAUGCUGCCUACCAUGCCGUUAAAUAUUACAACUAUUCCAUUAAGAAAAAGGACAAUGAUGUAUUUAAGCCAUUCAUUACUGAGGAGGCAAUUCACGAGGAAUCAAAAGAAAUAGAUAACUAUGUGAAUUACAAAAAUAAACACAAAUCACAUGAUCCAGAUAAAUCCGAUGAUGAUGAGUUAUAUGGAGGAGGAAGCUCUACUGGGGAAAGUGGUGCAUCGUCCAGUGGAAAUAGCAAUAGUAGUAGUUUCAAUGACAAUCAACAAGCCAUCCGUAUGACUGGAUUGAAUCAAGUSAUCAAAGAACUUGAGUCAAAUUUAYUAGCGCAACGMGAAACAUUGAAACCAAUUUCAUCAUUCACCGGUGACGACCGUCCUCCAUUGCCUGCCAAAAAACUGCAAACCUUACCCCCUAAACCAGUUUUAAAACCAAAGCCUAGAGCGGUAACUCAACAGCUUUCGCGCGGAGUCUCUGAUCUUACAACUAUCAAUGCAGAGGAACCUUUGAACAAGAUCAACACUAAUACGAUUAUCCUCAAUCCUGUGGCUCCAACAGAUGCUGAUACUGAACCAGCUGAGGAAUCAAUUUUGCGUAGAUCAAAAGAUAAACGUGCACAGAAGACAGACGCUGAAGUUUAUGAAGAACUUCGAGCUAUUUGCAAUAUGGACGAUCCUCGCGAGCGCUAUCACACUACGCAAGAGGUGGGUAAGGGUGCUUCCGGCAUUGUAUUCAUUGCAGGCGAUUUGCAAACCGAGGCGCAAGUUGCAGUUAAGACCAUCGAUCUUAAAAAUCAGUCUUCAAAAGAUCUCAUUCUUACUGAGAUACGUGUAUUAAAGGACUUCAAUCAUAAAAAUUUAGUAAAUUUCYUGGAUGCAUAUCUACUUGAACCAGAAGAUCAGUUAUGGGUAAUAAUGGAAUAUAUGGAUGGUGGUCCACUAACUGACGUUGUCACGGAAACUGUUAUGAAGGAAAGACAGAUCGCGUGCGUUUGCCGUGAAGUUCUUUAUGCAAUAAGUUUUCUACAUUCCAAAGGUAUCAUUCAUCGUGAUAUUAAAUCGGAUAAUGUGUUAUUAGGUAUGGAUGGUUCGGUAAAGGUGACCGAUUUCGGUUUCUGCGCAAAUAUUGAAGGUGAUGAAAAACGUCAGACUAUGGUCGGUACACCAUAUUGGAUGGCUCCCGAAGUCGUUACACGUAAGAAGUAUGGAAAGAAAGUAGAUAUCUGGUCAAUUGGUAUUAUGGCAAUAGAAAUGAUUGAAGGUCAACCACCAUAUCUUUAUGAGACACCGCUUCGUGCGCUCUAUCUUAUUGCGGCUAAUGGUAGACCUGACAUUAAGAGCUGGGAUAAACUGAGUCCCAGUUUACAAGACUUUCUUGAUUGUUGCUUGCAAGUGGAGGUCGAUAAACGUGCAACGGCUGAUGAAUUGCUACGGCAUCCGUUCCUUGACGAUUGCAGUGAAGUUAAAGCAUUGGUGCCGAACAUAAAAGCAGCCAAGAAAGUACUGCGGCGUAUGGUGUAAAAUCGCAUGUGAAGGGGUGGGAAGAUUAAAACAACAAUUGUCUAUAUAAAAGAACUGAUAAUGUGGGAUAGAUCGACGUGCAAUUGUAAUAUUGCUUUAGUGCAGUUGUAUUCAUGAGCUGUGCAAGAACGUUGUGUAUUUUAGUUGCCUAUUUAUAUACUACAUAGCUAUAAGUUUGUAUAAGAAAAGCCUUCGAUUGGAUAUGAGAAAUAUUGGGUACGAAAACACUUUUAAGAUCUGCCACAAAGUCUUAAUGCUAAGUCAAUAAGUGUGACAGAAGGGUGAAGACGAAUGUUGAAUGGAAUAUAGGGGAUAGGUGAAGUGUAUUGCUGUUGACAGAAAAAUGCUAUAGAAAACAUGAAUAGCGCAAYAGAAAUUUUAUGGAUUUUGGUGCAUUAAAUGAAGCAUGCGAGAACAUCGCUGGUCGAACAGUAUUGCAGUCGAAAGAUAAUUAGACGAUAAUUUUGAGUGCACCACCGGCAAUUAACAUGAAAUGCAACAUCCGGAGUUUGCUGAGCCUAACUAUAGCAUCAACAGUAGCGACAAAAAAUAACACCGUUACAACUACUACUAUUAUUAAUACUACAGCAACUACUACUACUACAAUUAAAUGGUAAUCAUUAUGAGAAAUAUCAGCAAAGUCUGACUUCCAUAUUUUUUACUAAACACACACACGCACAUCAUCAAACAGUAGUAAUAGAGUAAUUCUAAUUAUCGAAAAAAUUAUGAAAAUUAAGAUAAUUACUAUGUAUGUAGUUCUAUAACAAAUAAUCAUUACAAACGAAACUAUAAAACACGCGCAACUUUUUCAAUAGCAAAGACUAUAGAAUGGUCUUAAAUUCUUACAGUGGUUGUACUCCUUCAGCUGAUCAACUCAAUUUGUGUGUAAAAGAGCAUAGUUUAGAAGCAGAAAUUUAAAACAUGCAAACAAAGUAAUUUAAUUCCUAUUUUCCAUUGUUUCAAGAAUAUUUGCCUCAUUACUUUACUCAACAAUGCCAAUAAUUUUGCACUUUAUACCUAGGUGAAAGUGAGAGCUGAGUAACUAAAAAAAUUAUAAUUUAAUAAAAAUUAGUCAUAUUUCAAUACAUAAGCAAAUAUGUAUAUAAAUAAUUGCGAAAAAAGAAAAUACAUAUAAACGAACGAUUAGCGAUAUUUUCA
This is a messenger RNA of Bactrocera latifrons, 3815 nucleotides long. It is a transcript of the gene Pak3, whose product is annotated as serine/threonine-protein kinase PAK 1. The transcript has 2 exons. Gene Ontology annotation, biological process: regulation of MAPK cascade; intracellular signal transduction; regulation of axonogenesis. Gene Ontology annotation, cellular component: cytoplasm. The record is from RefSeq and is a predicted model, not a curated record. Lineage: Eukaryota; Metazoa; Arthropoda; Insecta; Diptera; Tephritidae. Bases 942 to 2657 code for a protein of 571 amino acids. Gene Ontology annotation, molecular function: ATP binding; protein serine/threonine kinase activity.